AGUGCGUGCUAGGCUUAACAUCUGAUCAAGACUAUGGAGAGACCAAGGAACAGAUGCUCAGUAGCCCACCCUCUUUCUGAGCACUGCCGAAAGGACCAACCACUGCUCCUGAAUAGCCGCUUCAGUGAGAUAUGCUCAGUUGCAUCUGCAUAUCACUCAUCCUGCCACUUAACAGAAAAGUGUGUCAAAGUCAUAGUGACCAAGAGGAUGCAGUCUUAUUAACAGCUUUUUAGGACAAUGUUAUUCUAAAGUCUUAUAUAUUACCUGAGGCGGCUUUAUUUUAUUUGAGGCGGGCCAGAAUAGAUGUUUAUACAGUGGUACCUCGGUUUAAUUACAGUCCUGUUUACAAAUGAUUCGGUUUACAAACUCCACAAAACCGGAAGUAGUGUCCCGGUUUGCAACCUUUACCUCGGUCUAAGAACGGAAUCCGAACAGUGGAAGGGCACCGGCGGCAGGAGGCCUCAUUAGGGAAAGUGCGCCUCAAUUUAAGAACGGUUUCGGUUUAAGAAUGGACUUCCGAAACGGAUUAAGUUCGUAAACCAAGGUACCACUGUAUACAUACAGAGCAGCUGGUAAGAAUGGCUGACUGAACAAAUAAUUGAACUUCUCCCAGUUAAGCUCGAACUGUCAAACUAUACAUUGAUAAUAACUGAUUGUCAUGGUGAGAUGUCAGCCUGAAACUUGUGUUAUUAUCCCAGUUUUUGCUUAUCUGAUAGAAUAAUUUGAUACCUGCAAUGAAAUCAUAAGGAUUGAGAAGUGGGGAGUUAACUUUCAUCCUGAUUUAUCCUGAGCAGAGUGGAAACUAAUGCUCACUUCCUUUCCCCCCUGUGUGCAAAGGGAAAGAAUAGUAGGUUAGCUCCCAUGUUAUCUUGCUGUACUUUUAACUUCCUGACACUUGUUAUGUCAGUGUGCCUAAUGAAAGUAGGCUAAAAUAACACAUAUUAAUCUCACCUUUCAGUGCCUUAUAUCUCCCGAACCACAUUCCUUCCUUCUUUUCUUAUUCUGAUUUAUCUCAUUGCUUGAGAGAGGGGCGGAAGCAAGCAAGAAAGUGUAAAACAAAAGAAUAAGUAAUUUACAAUAGCCAAGAACACACCCACAGUUUGAAGGGGUGUAUGAUUAAAUCGGCAGAUUCCUCUCAGCAUGAUUUAGAAAGGUUUGGAGUAAUUCUUUCCCUCGUACUUUGCUUUCUCUCCAUUGAACAUGCCACCAUGUUCUUGUCUGAUCUUAAGACGUUUCUCAGUAGGGUUAGGCCUUGUUACUACUCAUGUGGGCAAAUGUGUCUUGCUUUUACAACACCACUUUCCCCAGUCAACUCCUUUUGCAGCGGGAGCUCAAGGACUUAGUUUCACAGAUGAAGUGGGAUGGGUAAAGAGGAUCAUGGCAGGGCCCCCCCAAAUUAGCACACACGGGGGCCUCCGUCCAACUUAGGCUCUGUCCCUCUCAGACUCCUCUGGCAACUUUUUCAGGAGGAAAAGAAUUCCCCAAAUGGAAACUAUACAACAGGGUUUCACUUCCUUUUGCAAGCUACAGUGGUACCUCGGGUUACAUACGCUUCAGGUUACAUACGCUUCAGGUUACAGACUCCGCUAACCCAGAAAUAGUACCUCAGGUUAAGAACUUUGCUUCAGGAUGAGAACAGAAAUCGUGCUCCGGCGGCAUGGCGGCGGCAGGAGGCCCCAUUGGCUAAAGUGGUGCUUCAGGUUAAGAACAGUUUCAGGUUAAGAACGGACCUCCGGAACGAAUUAAGUACUUAACCCGAGGUACCACUGUAUUUGCACUCUCCUCCUCUCUCAGGAGAUACACUGGAACUGACAGGGAGCAGCAGCAACUAGCGACCCUGAAGGCAGCAGCCAGGAGACCUAGGCCUGGCCCUAACCUUCGUGUUAUAGAAUCAUAGAAUCAUAGAGUUGGAAGAGACCACAAGGGCCAUCGAGUCCAACCCCCUGUCAAGCAGGAAACACCAUCAGAGCACUCCUGACAUAUGGUUGUCAAGCCUCUGCUUAAAGACCUCCAAAGAAGGAGACUCCACCACACUCCUUGGCAGCAAAUUCCACUGUCGAACAGCUCUUACUGUCAGGAAGUUCUUCCUAAUGUUUAGGUGGAAUCUUCUUUCUUGUAGUUUGGAUCCAUUGCUCCGUGUCCGCUUCUCUGGAGCAGCAGAAAACAACCUUUCUCCCUCCUCUAUGUGACAUCCUUUUAUAUAUUUGAACAUGGCUAUCAUAUCACCCCUUAACCUCCUCUUCUCCAGGCUAAACAUGCCCAGCUCCCUUAGCCGUUCCUCAUAAGGCAUCGUUUCCAGGCCUUUGACCAUUUUGGUUGCCCUCCUCUGGACACGUUCCAGUUUGUCAGUGUCCUUCUUGAACUGUGGUGCCCAGAACUGGACACAGUACUCCAGGUGAGGUCUGACCAGAGCAGAAUACAGUGGCACUAUUACUUCCUAGAUCUAGAUGCUAUACUCCUAUUGAUGCAGCCCAGAAUUGCAUUGGCUUUUUUAGCUGCCGCGUCACACUGUUGGCUCAUGUCAAGUUUGUGGUCAACCAAGACUCCUAGAUCCUUUUCACAUGUACUGCUCUCAAGCCAGGUGUCACCCAUCUUGUAUUUGUGCCUCUCAUUUUUUUUGCCCAAGUGCAAUACUUUACAUUUCUCCCUGUUAAAAUUCAUCUUGUUUGUUUUGGCCCAGUUCUCUAAUCUGUCAAGGUCGUUUUGAAGUGUGAUCCUGUCCUCUGGGGUGUUAGCCACCCCUCCCAGUUUGGUGUCAUCUGCAAAUUUGAUCAGGAUGCCCUUGAGUCCAUCAUCCAAGUCGUUGAUAAAGAUGUUGAAUAAGACCGGGCCCAAGACAGAACCCUGUGGCACCCCACUAGUCACUCUAUGGCUGGGGUCACCACCAUAUCGUGUGUCUGUUUUGCAACAGGGUAAAGGGGAAGACUGUAGUUAGUGGCAGAGCACAUGUUUGGCAUGCAGAAGGUCCCAGAUUCAAUUCCUAGCAUCUCCAGGUAGGGCUCCCGUCUGAAAUCCUAGAGGGCUGCUGCCAGUCAUGUGGAUAGUACUGAGCCUCAGGUGAAGUUCUGGGCCUCAGGUGAAGUGAAUCCUGGUUCUGUGGUUUUAGAGGCAGCCCUGUUUAGGGAUGCUUUUAAUAUUUGAUGAAUUAUUGUAUUUUAAUAUUUUGCUGGAGGCCACCCAGAGUGGCUGAGGAAACCCAGUCAGAUGGGCGGGGUAUAAAUUAUUAUUAUUAUUAUUAUUAUUAUUAUUAUUAUUAUUAUUAUCUUGUUCUCUAUGUCUGUAUUAUAAGGAAACGCACUAACGUGUUUUACCUUUUUUCCCCCCUCACCUGCAGGUUUCAUUGGUUAGUUUAGUAGCCAAUGCUCUGGGCUAUUCUGAACUGGGUGCCAUUAAAUCACUUCGAACACUAAGAGCUUUGAGGCCUUUAAGAGCCCUGUCACGAUUUGAAGGAAUGAGGGUGAGAUAGCCAUGAAAUGACCCUGAAAUAAUAUGUGCAUGAAACAUGACUAUCCACGCAGAAUAAAGAAUGACAAAUCCAUGUUGAAAUGUUGCACUAUAUAUUUUUCUUUUUCUUUACUGCAUGCCACAGUCACCAGCGUUUCUAAAAGCUUAUCAGUUCUACAGUCUUUGGGGAGGUUUCCUUCUCAGCCAAGCAUUUACAUCUCGGUCCCUUGCAUGUAUGUUGCUUAAAAGUUAUUUCAGGAUUGCAUUGGUUGUGUUAAGACACUCCAGAAUGAUCAGAUUUGUGUGUGAGUGUACAGGGCUAUGUGUACUUUGCAACUCCCAGAUUAAAAUAUUGAGGUCAAGCAGUCCAAAGUUUGCAGCAAGGAAAGCUGGAUUUUGGAACAUCAUUGGGUUACACAGACUGAUAAAUUGUGUAUUUAUAUUUCUCUGUUACAUAGUUUGUUUGGCAAUUUCUACCAUGUCUUAUGAGUUAUGGGAGGGCCAAAGGAUUGAACUGAAGCAGCUGCACUCCUGCCCCCCCCCCAAAAAAGCUUGUUUAGCCACAUGCCUGGCUUCUGAGCUUUCAACAAACAUACUUUCAAGGAUACUUUUGCAGGCAGAAGAGUUAUAAAUGCUCCACCAGGCAUAAUAUCCUGCACUCCCACAUACAUACAGCCCUGUAUGCAUUCCCGACAAGGCUACACAGCAUUAAAUAAAAGUUGCAUGUUUUCAAUCUGAGCAUCAUUUGAAAAUGGUAGAGAACACGUUGAAGAUGGCUUAACUGCUGUCACUUCAGCAGUAGAAUGCAGGUGAGUGUGUUCAUUGUUUAAUAGUUCAACCUAGUGAACUUGUGGUCAGGAAUUUAUACUCAAAUCAAAAACCUUUUAACAACACAAUAUUCCAGUGUAUAAAGGUCACUAUACUAAGGACCUAAACCUGAAGACUGAGGGAGCGCAAAUCACAUAAAUGAUAAGGGCACAAAUUUAGUUUUCAGGGUCUCAAAAUUCCAGAUUGUUCUGUCAUGAAAUCUAACAACAGGAAUGAAUUCUGCUUAUUGGGAUUUGACACACAGAUAAUUAGAUGGUGCACUGGACUCCAGCCUUCAGACUCUCACAAAAUUUCCACACAAAUUUGUAGACCAAAGAUUAAAAAUCUUUUAAGAGCUGCAUAAUCCCUAGAAUCCAAUAUUUCUUUCCAAAGACAAAAUUGGACAGAAUUUCCACUACUGCAGGUGACAUAAAAUACCUGUUCCACAUUUGUUAGAUUGUUUAGUGUGUAAGUGCCUGCACUGCACUAUAAUAAUACCUUUUUGGGUACCUGUUAAAAACAUUCUUGUUUAGACAAGCCAACCCAGAUACUUAGAAAAUUGAGGCAAUUUUAAUCUGUUUUUAGUAUUUUAACUUUUGUAUGGUUUUAAAGUACGGUUGUGAAUUUUUCUUGAUUUUACUGCUUUCUCUUUUUUGUCAACCGCUUUGAGGUUUGUUUGUUUUUACGAUCAAGCAGUGUAUAAAUUUUAUGAAAUAAAUAAUGAAAGUUUACCCUGGUAGACUAAAAAGGCAUACUAAACAAGGCAAUGAAAGAGAGCUCGAGUGUGAAGCUAAGGAGCAUGAACUCCUCAUUAGCAGUAUAUUAGAAACUAUUUGCAUCACCUGGGAAAAAGUGUGUGUGAUGUCUUUUACUUUAAAGGAUGGCUAUCUAUAGGGCAAGAAUGUGGAAGCUCCAGUCCUCCAUGGCUGAGAGGAGUUGGAGUCCAAUGACCUCUAGAGACCUACAGGUUCCCCAGCCAUCUUUUAGGAUGUUUAUAUGAUGCUUCUGGUUUGGUCCAACAACUCAUUUGACCUCUCUAAUGGCCACAUUGAUAUCUGCCUUCCAGUAAAUAAUUUAGGUUUUAUGAUUUGGGGUUGGGGGUGGGUUAGGGAGAAGGUUUGUUCAGUGCCUGUAGGUUUCAAGAUGAUGGAAGGGUGCAGAAGGGUUGCAAAGUCCUCAUCAAGUGAAGAGGCCAAACAAAAUUGUGGAUCUGCAAGGUGGACAUGCCCCCAAGACAAUCCUUGCAUGUAUAGCAUGUAUCAAGGCUUCACCUAUCUUGCAAUAAACCCUUAGAUUUCCUCCGUUUUUUAUGCAAAACAUCUUGAUAUCUAGUUUAAUUCCAAAACAUGUUCGUGCUCACGGAAGGGCUUUUGAUUCAGCAUCCACUAAUGGAAAAGGAAGAGAACGUGGUUUUUGCAAAUUCCCUCUGCACUUUCCAACGGGGGGGGGGUCCCCCAAACUCUGGAGCUAAUUUGGAGGAGGGGCACUGAGGAUUGCAGUGGUGAGGGGGAAUAUGCAAAAAAAAAAAAAUGCCCCCUCUUCUCUUCUGUUAGCAGACACCUCUGCUGAAUCAAAAUACCUCCUGUGAACACAAGGGCAUGAAUUGGAUUCCGCACUUAAUAUUGACAUCCAAUGAAAUGUGUAUUUGCCAACAAAAGCUCAGGCUGCUUCAGAAGUCGUAUCUUCAUUUUAGAACAAAGUCAAAUCAACGCACAUAGUUUUCCUAAAGAGAAGUGUAGCUAUUUCAUAAAUUAGUCUUGAAUUUAUUUGGCUAUAUGUAACAUGAAUAUGCUUUUCUCCUUCCACAAAGCUCUGCAAAUUUAAAAGGCUUAUUAAAGAAUUAGGGUUGAAGGCUGAAUGCUUAGUGGAGAAAGUCUUGUUGCUUUACAAGACAUCUUAAAACCCAGGCAGUUGCUUCAUGGCUUUCGUUUGCUUCAGCAUCUCAGCCAUUCCCUGUUUGAAGGCCUAGUCUGUUGCACAGUUAUCGGUCUUUGAUUUAUAUUCUUGGUAUUUAACUUUUCUCUCUCUCUUUUUUCCUGCCUAGUGCACACAAAUGUUACGAUUCCAUCUUGCCACUAUCAGGUUUUAUUUUACUUUUUGCACUUACUUGCUUUCCCUGUAGAGUUUAGUUCCUGCUUCUUUGUCUUGUUUCUUUUGCACUGUACCAUUAACAACGGGAUUUUCUAUUAACAUGCAUCAACCCCCUCCCACAUAUAUGUGUAUGCGUAUUUAAAACAGCCUAAGUGUCAAAAUUGUAAAGACACAAGUAGAAAUUUGGAAGCUAUAUUCUUCAGCUGUAAAAGAUAAAUCGGAAUUUUCUUUUUCUUUUCUUUUCUGUCCAAUUUUCAUGAUAGGUGGUUGUCAACGCUCUGGUUGGUGCAAUCCCUUCCAUCAUGAAUGUGCUCUUGGUUUGCCUCAUAUUCUGGCUGAUCUUCAGCAUCAUGGGCGUAAACCUGUUUGCUGGCAAGUUCUACCACUGUGUUAACACCACGACAGGUGAAAUGUUUAAUAUUAGCGAGGUUGACAAUAAAACUCAGUGUGAAGAGCUCAUCAACGACAAUCAGCCUGCCCGGUGGAAAAAUGUGAAAGUAAAUUUUGACAAUGUUGGAGCUGGUUACCUCGCUCUGCUUCAAGUUGUAAGUAGUUUAGUUUUCCUACCCUAUACUCCCUGCAUAAAAUACCAGUGCAUAGGAUCAGGCUUCGAGGUUCUGCCAUCCCUGGGUGGGCUCGAACCAAUAACCUGGUUAACAGCCAGACGCACUGACCCAUUGCGCCACAGGCCGUGUUGAUACAACUCCUCCGCCAAAUUUUGACAUCAACAUUCCCUGCAUACAUGCCUGUAUGUUUACAACUGUGCUUAAUGUUUGCAUUUUAUCUGCAGGCUACUUUUAAAGGAUGGAUGGAUAUUAUGUAUGCAGCUGUUGAUUCAAGAGAUGUAAGUAUCAGUAUACAUUCCAUCAUACAUGUAAGCACUAAUUCUGUUGGUAACUCGUGGGAGUCUGCUUGACAAUCCCUGCAGUCAAAAUAUUGAUGGUUUUUCUGUGACGUACAGAUGACAAGCCCAUAAGUCUGCUGACCUAAGGAACUAAAAAAACCACUCAAAUUUUGGGCUCAUUGUUUAUAACACAGUAGUUGCAUACAGAUAGAUACACAUGCUAGGCUGUUUCUUCUUCUUCUUCUUUUCAUUGAAUUUGUGUGCUUUGAAGAAAAUGGGUGCUUCGUGUGUCUAUGUUGAGAUCCUGCCAUUUCUUGUUGGAUUGUAGGUAGAAGAUCAGCCGUAUUAUGAGGACAACCUCUACAUGUAUCUUUAUUUUGUUAUCUUCAUCAUCUUUGGAUCAUUUUUUACUUUAAACCUUUUCAUUGGUGUCAUCAUAGAUAACUUCAAUCAACAAAAAAAGAAGAUAAGUAUUUAAGGGUUUUCUCUAUUCUCUGGAAAUAAAGCUACAGUAGUACCUCGGUUUUUGAACGUAAUACCAUGGAAGACCAUUCGAGUUCCGAAAUGUUCAAAAAUUGAGGACUCAAUAGCCGACAGCUAGGCCUCCGGAUCUUGCACUCAGCGGAAGCCACAUGGCAUGUUCGACUUCCAAGGCGUGUUCGAAAACUGAAGCAUUUACUUCCAGGUUUUCAGCGUUCAAAAACCAAAACGUUCAACUUCCAAGACGCUCGAAAACCAAGGUACCACUGUGCUAUAAAUAUUUGGUGUGGUUUUUUUAAUCGCCAAACCUAAGUCCUGCCUGGUGUGAAGUAAUCGUCUUAGAACAUUAAAAGAAUAGACAGUUUUUCAUUUAUUUAAAAUGCUCGCUUUAGAAGCUGACUUUUCUGCUGCACCACUAUGAACUUGAAGUAAAAAAAUAAAAUAAAAAAGUAUGAUAUCACUUCAAGACCCUGAGAGUGUUAACUUGUAAUGUGUAACUUGGGGGGUUGAGGGGAAUAUAUAUUCCGCUUUUCUGUCGUUAUAAAGGCCCCUAGGCAGCAAUCAAGUCUAAAUGAAACAUUGAAAACGCUAAAAACAUUACAGCACAGCAGCAAAGUCAGAAAAGAGGCAAAAUGAAUGCACAAUUAAUCAUCUUGCAAGUCCUACCCACCCCUUGAUUAUGCUAAGAAAAAGCAUAAUUUACAGUGUGACGAAAAGACAGCAACAAUGGAACCAAAUAGGCUUCUUGCACAAAUUUGGUCCAGGACCCAUACUGACUACCUGCCCAUGAUACCUCAGAUAACAAGGUGUUAGGGAGAAUGACCCCCUGCUGUUCAUUUAAGUGGAUGCGUACUUGUGGGUCGCGUUGAUGUUCAUGAUUUCCAUUUAGGACCAUAAAGUAAGGUUACCAGAUUUUUUUCAAUGAAUCCGGGGACACUUUUCAACUUCCUACUAAAUAGAUGGAUUUUGUCAGGGCAGUGAUUUGUAAAUCCGGGGACUGUCCCUGGGAAACGGGGAUGCCUGGUAACCUUACCAUAAAGGCCGAAACCAGCACUUUGAACUGGGCCCAUGAAAUAGCUUGGUAGGCUAUCAAUAUGGUGUAAUAUGAGAGUAAUACGCAUUGGCCCAUGAAGGCUCUCAUUGGCCUCUAGUAUAAGCUGGAACUUACGUGGUGUUUUAACCAAUGUUUUAAAAUGCGCUCAGUUAAUCAGAGCAUAAGUUAAUCUGCGGACGUGUUUUGUAACAUGAUUUGUCUUCAUUUCAUUUCUUUACUUUGGAGGCCAGGACAUCUUUAUGACGGAAGAACAGAAGAAAUAUUAUAAUGCCAUGAAGAAACUAGGGUCUAAAAAGCCACAAAAACCUAUACCUAGACCAGGGGUAAGGAUUUCUUUCUACUUCAUAUAUUUGAAGAUUCAGCACUGUCUAUCGAAAGUCUAUAUAAGCCAUUUAAUAUACUAUUUAAAAAAAAAUAAAUCUAAGCAGUACGCAAAAAUAACAUGAAAAAAUAAAACUAUAAACUUCUUUACCCUGGGCUUCGAUACCUGAGAAGUUUGUUUACAGUUUAUUUUUGUGACUGGUUUGUUUUAGACUGUUAGACUCUUAGACUCACAGAAUUAUAGAGUUAGAAGGGACGUCCAAGGAUCAUCUAGUCCAACCCUCUGCAAUGCAGGACUAUGCAGCUGUCCCAUAGGGGGAUCAAACUUGCAACCUUGGUGUUAUCAGCCCCAUGCUGUCACCAACUGAGCUACAUGGCAAUGGUAUUAAUAUUGUAAAUUGUUGUAACCUGCCCUAGGACCUUAUGAUGAAAGAUUGGAAGAAAUAAUAGUAAUAAUAGGCCCAGGUAAACAACAGUAGGCCCAGGUAAAAAAAGGGAUUAAGAAAUCACCAGGUCCCAUCUUAUGGGUCAGGGAAAGUCUGAGCCAAAAAAAAUUGUCUUCACAAACUCUCUGAAGUAACCAAUAGGUGAUGCUUCUUGUAUGGCAGAUGAAAGAGCUUCCACAAUGGCGUAGAGGCAGUGGCAACAAUUUGCUACCUGCUCUCUGCUUUCAUUCUCAAUUAUACCCUAAUCAUGUUUUCCCCACCUCUUACAUUUUCAAGUAAUAUAGGGUGAAAUUAUUGUAGUUUAUGCUGGCCAGUUUAAAUAUACGAAACUUUAGGUAGCAGUGGCCUUAAUAUUUUGGUUCACCACAUGCCUGACUCUUAGGACAGCUCAGAUGAAAUUGAGGUUGUUUAUUGCUUUUCUGCUUGCCUCCCAAUAAUGUUAAAAGAAGCAAGAGCUCUAGCAAUUACUUCUCAAAAAGCUAAGGUGCUAGGAAGCAGAUUUAAUAGCCUGAUCCUUCAAAAGAAGAGGGCAAGAUAUAGAUAGAUGAUAGAUAGAUAGAUAGAUAGAUAGAUAGAUAGAUGAUAGAGAUAUGUUUGUAAAGAGAGUUAUUUUCACAUUAUUCCCAUUUUCUGUUUUUAUUUUUAACAGAACAAAUUCCAAGGCAUGGUCUUUGAUUUUGUAACAAAACAAGCCUUUGACAUCAGCAUCAUGAUUCUUAUCUGCCUUAACAUGGUCACCAUGAUGGUGGAAACAGAUGACCAAAGUAAAGAAAUGGAAACCAUUUUAUCUAGGAUUAAUCUAGUGUUCAUUGUGCUUUUCACUGGCGAAUGUGUACUCAAACUGAUUUCACUCCGUCAUUAUUACUUCACCAUCGGAUGGAACAUCUUUGAUUUCGUAGUUGUCAUUCUCUCCAUUGUAGGUAAGAACCAUUUCUUUCCAUGAAGGCGUAGCCUGACAAGCCUUUUCACAUAUUGUGGUUGUUUUUUCCCCCCUUCUCAACCUGGAGAAGUGCUUAUAGCACACCCACAUAAUUGUGUAUUAUGAAUGGACACCUGUCUGUUGCACGAUGUAAAAACAGUGGGAAGGCAUGGUUGGCUGUGACUUCCUGUUGUGCUUACAAACAGAAAAUAAAUAAAUCUAUACAUAUAUGCUGGCUACAUAUGACCGUAUGAUGAACGUUUCCUCCUACACAUGUAUAAUAUUUCAUGAAGGUAUCUGUGAAGCUAAGUGUGAUAUUUGUAGACAAAAGUUAUCAUGUAUGUAGAUCCUACAGAAAAACACAAAUUUGCUUCAUCAUAUGUCCUAACCACAAGGGACAUAGGUGGCACUGUGGUUAAACCACAGAGCCUAGGACUUGCCGAUCAGAAGGUUGGCGGUUCAAAUCCCCGCGACGGGGUGAGCUCCCGUUGCUCGGUCCCUGCUCCUGCCAACCUAGCAGUUCGAAAGCACGUCAAAGUGCAAGUAGAUAAAUAGGUACUGCUCCGGCGGGAAGGUAAACGGCGUUUCCGUGCGCUGCUCUGGUUCGCCAGAAGCGGCUUAGUCAUGCUGGCCAUAUGAUCCGGAAGCUGUACGUCGGCUCCCUCAGCUAAUAAAGCGAGAUGAGCGCCACAACCCCAGAGUCAGUCACGACUGGACCUAAUGGUCAGGUGUCCCUUUACCUUUACCUUUAUGUCCUAACCACAGUCUGACUAGCACUCUAAAGUCAGCCAAACCAUUUUGGAAUGUUUUUUAAAAUCAUUUUUUAAUGAAUUUCUGUUAUAUUUCUUACUCGUUUUGUGAUGCUAUCAAAUUAACAGUUGUAAAAUGUGCUUAAGAUAACUGAAGAUUAACAAAUGACAAAAUAGAAUAUUUGUUUUUCUUCAUUGUUAAUCUUCAUGUAUAUUAAAUUACAUCCACAUAAUUGUCCCACAAUUUUCACAUUGUAAUUAAAACAACACACGUUUUCAAGAUGUUUUACAAGAUAGCCUACUUCCCUGUGGUUAUGCUUUGUGUACCUCUGUCUUAUGUAUCUGCAUUAAGAAAAACAUUAAUAUUUACAGUAUGAGCACAACUGGGACAUAUUAAAUUACAUUCACAUGCUGACAUCCAUCUCUUUCCCUGUGACUAAUAUGGUCAUAUUCAAGGCACCCUAGAAAAGAACUCCCUUUGCUUUAGAUUUCUUUCACCCAUGGAGCUGCUUCACCCAGCACACUAAACCAUAGUUGGUUUUAAAUCAUGUUUAAUUGUGAAAAUGUCUCCCACUCUUUACAUAACUUCCCCCUCCAUGGGUGCCACACACAGCAGAAACAAACCAUAGUAUAGCUUGUCUUGUCAUGCAAACCCCCAAAGUGGUUUAAUUUUUUAAAUAAAAAGAAUCAUGAGUGGUAAGUUAAAAAUGUCAAGAACAAAUCUUGGCUUAUUUCUGUUUUACCAUAAUCAUGGUCUGCAGGACACAACAAGCCAUACUGUGGUUCGUUUGUGUUGUGCAGAGCACCCACAUGGGGGGGUGUCUGAAGAUGUGUAGGGAGUGAGAAGGAUAUAAACUAUAGUUUAAAACAAACUAUGGUUCAGCACAACCUGCAGACCAACUCAUAGCAUGAAUCUUGAGUAUAAUGUCCAAUUCAUGUUCCUACACAAUAUGAAACAUCUGGUUAUAAAACUGGUGUUGCCUUAAAUAUUUUUCUUUGCAGGUAUGUUCCUAGCAGAAAUCAUUGAAAAAUACUUUGUGUCGCCCACCUUGUUCCGAGUGAUCCGACUUGCCAGGAUAGGCCGCAUCCUGCGUCUCAUCAAGGGUGCUAAAGGGAUCCGCACUCUGCUUUUUGCCUUGAUGAUGUCUCUCCCUGCCUUGUUCAACAUCGGUCUUCUCCUUUUCCUGGUCAUGUUCAUCUACGCUAUAUUUGGAAUGUCCAACUUUGCCUACGUGAAGAGAGAAGUGGGCAUUGAUGACAUGUUCAACUUUGAAACUUUUGGCAACAGCAUGCUCUGUCUCUUUCAAAUCACCACCUCUGCUGGCUGGGAUGGGUUGCUGGCUCCCAUUCUCAACAGUGGGCCGCCAGACUGUGACCCUGAGAUAGACCACCCAGGAAGUUCAGUGAAAGGAGACUGCGGCAAUCCCUCCGUUGGGAUCUUCUUCUUUGUUAGUUACAUUAUCAUAUCAUUUUUAGUUGUAGUGAACAUGUAUAUUGCCGUGAUUUUGGAGAACUUCAGCGUUGCUACAGAAGAAAGUGCUGAGCCUUUGAGCGAGGACGACUUUGAGAUGUUCUAUGAGGUCUGGGAAAAGUUUGAUCCAGAUGCAACCCAGUUUAUAGAGUACUGUAAACUCUUUGAUUUUGCAGCUUCUCUGGAGCCGCCUCUUCUCAUUGCAAAACCAAACCACGUUCAGCUUAUUGCGAUGGAUCUACCCAUGGUAAGCGGUGACCGAAUUCACUGCCUUGACAUCUUGUUUGCCUUUACAAAGCGUGUUUUGGGGGAAAGCGAAGAAAUGGAUUUGCUCAGAGUGCAAAUGGAAGACCGGUUCAUGGCAGCCAACCCUUCGAAAGUGUCCUAUGAGCCAAUUACAACCACCCUGAAACGAAAGCAAGAGGAAGUGUCUGCUACCAUCAUCCAGCGGGCUUUCAGGAGUUUCCUCUUAAAACAAAAAGUGAAAAAAGUGACCUCUAUGUAUAAUAAAGACAAGUGCAAAGACGGCAUUGCCCUUCCCAUCAAAGACACGAUUCCUGAUAAAUUUAACAGGAACUCGACUCCUCCGGAGAAAACAGAGGAAAGCUCCUCAACCACCUCCCCACCUUCCUACGAUAGCGUUACCAAGCCAGGCAAACAGAAAUAUGAAAAGGGCAAAACGGACAGAGACUAUAAAAGUAAAGAUGCCAGGGCUAGCAAAAAGUGAAGCAAACUUUUUACGUUCCUAUUUGUGUGCAAAUUUGUUUACA
Molecule: messenger RNA, 13396 nt
Organism: Podarcis lilfordi (Lilford's wall lizard)
Lineage: Eukaryota; Metazoa; Chordata; Lepidosauria; Squamata; Lacertidae
Source: the annotation of a GenBank genome assembly